GAGCAGAGGUCGCCGGCGCUCGCUGCGGUUUUUACACGGGAAAGACAAGACAAGAGCGACAACGAAACGGAAAAUACGACCAACCAGCGCGCAGCGGAGUAUCCGAGUAGCGUAGCAGAUCGGAGCAGUCGCUGACGGAAGCUGCAGGCGCCCAGUUCGCGUUGGCUUUCUCUCGGCCUGGCCAUCAUCAUUGCAAUUGUCCUGUUCCAUACGCACAUCCGCCAUAUCGAGCCCGAUCCAGUGAUCCAGUUAUGUUGUCGUGCGCGUACAAAUGAAUAUGCACCUCGAGUUAUCCGAUACCCGAUGAGUGUGAGGUCGGUGCUGUGAGCUCUCGAGUGUCAUGGUGGUGUUGUGACAUUUCUCCGCUAGUUUGUAGUCGUUCAGGAAUAUCCCAGUUCUGACGGAUUUCGUCGCCCGGAAAGAUGUCCAGCAGGCACGUCCCGGCCGAUAAGAUAAACCUGCGCCUGAUACUCGUCAGCGGCAAAACAAAGGAGUUUUUGUUCAGUCCGAGCGACUCUGCCGGGGACAUUGCUCAACAUGUUUUCGACAAUUGGCCGGACGAUUGGUGCCAAGAGGCCGUCUCGAAGGCCGAAAUACUCAGACUUAUCUAUCAAGGACGCUUUCUACAUAGUAACGUUACGUUAGGUGCUUUAGGAUUACCGUUUGGGAAGACGACAGUGAUGCAUUUGGUCCCGAGGGAAACGCUGCCCGAGCCUAAUUCGCAAGAUCAACGACAAAAGAGCAAAGGUGGCAACAGCAGUUGCUGUUCGACAUCCUGUUGCAUUCUGUAAGCGCCAAGAAGAAGACCACGUAGGAUUACCGAUUGCGAGUGUAAAAAAAGAAAACCGGAAGAUAAUAUCGAAAUGAAAACAAAAACGAGUGCGUAAUUUCUGUUAAUUUUGUUAAAAAAAAUCGAGUCGCGGUUAUUUUAGCCUAAAGGAAAAUUUUUAAGUAAAAGUUGUGAUAUACAUGUAUAAAAAAGAAUUAUUCGAUACUCAAAAAAAAUGUGCCAGACUGGGAGAGUGCGCGAUCAAAUUUUCGGGACAAUUCGACCGGGAUGGAAUGUCGCGAGACGAAAUGGGACUUUCGCGAUUCGAUUUUCGAUUCCGAAACGGAAUUUCGAGCCGCCUCAAAGUUUCGGAAGGUUCGCAAUCCGGAAGGGAAAUCUCGAUUAGUUUUACGUCCACGUUGCGAUCCUUCCGGGGUUUCUUUGUGACUGUGAUUAUUAUUUUUUUUUACAUAUAUAAAUAUAUAAUUUGAGGUGUACAGAAUUGGAAAUUAUCCUUCAUUCUUCCGCGUUAGAUCUGCGUGCGGCAUUUUAAUAACUAAUCGUCCGAUAUAUAUUUUUUUUUGUAAUUAUAUUAUAUAGUUGUAUAUUGUUUUAUAUUUUAGAAAUUGUAUUAUUUUAUCGUCGCUCAUCGUGUAAAUUUAUCCAUCAUGUCAUGUAAAUCUAUUACCUACUUAAUGUAAUUUAAACAAUUUCACAGGUUGGUUGUGAAAAAUUUUAUUGCCCGUUUUUCUUAUUUGCAGUAUUUUUUACGUCUUUAGUUUAAAAAUUGUGUGCAGAAAUUCUGUUCAUAAAAAAAUGUUUUUUUCACAACUACACUAUGUGAAAAAAUAUGUGCUAGAAAUAUAUGUAUUAGGUAUUAUUCGAGAGGUAUUAUUCGAAAUUUAUAAGCGUUUUUAUUUUGUUCAUUUUUAAAUGUAUUUUCCAUCGCCUUUCGGAUAAUAUUUUGGAAAAAAAAAACACUGAAAUAGUAUUUGCUUUUCCCGAUUUACGACAGAACAAAAAAUUGUAAAGUGAUAAAAUAAAUCUCGGCUCCGAUUAUGUUUGUACAGGGUGUUUAGAUAUUGGAAUUACUGCAAAUACUUUGAGUAAUUCCUCAAAAAUUCCUAAGUUUUUUUUUAACUAAUUACCUUGUAUUUUCAUUAUCAAACGCAGGCGCUUUGUUCAAUUAAAUAAAAUAAUCGAGUAAUUUUACAGCAUUUCUCACUAUGUAAUGACGAUUUAUUUUUUUGGUAAUUAUCUAAUUUUUUUAUUUAAUUUAAUUGUGUAAAGACGAGUCAUGUAGAUUAGAAAUGUUAAGGCACUUUAUUAUAGAAAAGCAGCGUCAACUCGGAUCGUUAUCAUGGAUUUUGUAAAUACAUUAACCGAAUACAAGAACAAAGCGGCGUUGCCGCGUCGUGUGGUUUAUCCACUACAUUCGAGAUUUUCAGCAAUAAUGCAAUAUUUUUUUCGAAAUACAUAUUCCUCUCUGUAAAUGUCCGAUCGAAAGUCUCGAGGAUAUCACAAUUUCCGAUCGAAUCGAAUAAAUGUCGUGAUUACGUAGGUGUUUCGAAUAAUGCAAAAUGAUGUAUUUACUUAAGUAGAUAUAUUUGAGUUACCUCGGCAAAUCGAAUUUGUUAAAUUCGUAUUUUAAAAGCAUGUAUUUGUGAAUAAUCGCCCCCCGUACACGUAAAUGCUGGAUAUUUUAUUUUUAGCGGAACCGCCGGUUUACUGAACGUGUCGGGUUCUAUUAGAAAUAAUUUACAGGAUUUACCGAAUUCAUAAAUUAUUCAUCCAUCCAUAAAUGAUCUAUUUAUUAUCAUCGCUAUCACGAAUAUUCCUUCCAAGAAAAAUUAUCCAGUGAUGUUGAACGUUUCAAAUGGGAGAUUAUCCGCUGUUGAAAAUUUUCAUAUCGCUUCUAUUUAUUUUGAAAUACAGGGUGACUGAAAAAUAUACUACGAACAAACACACAGUAUAUUAGAUGUUUAUAUAUUUAUCCUGAAUGUUUUUUCAUGUAAAUAAGUACAAAUUAAAUGUUGGACCACCGAUAUUGGAUCGAUUGGUUUUCAUGUCGUAUUGUUUUCUUAAUUUUUUUUUAGAAUUAAAUUAUGAAUUCUAUCGAUAUAAAUAUUACAUUAGAUGCGUUAAUAAGCCGAUGAGGGGCUGUUAUUAACGGAUCGAAUAGAAUAGGAUAUAAUGUUAUAAUUGUAAAAUUUUAUGUACAUAGAUUUUCUUCCAUAUCAUUAAGUUUCGACGAGGAAUCAACUUGAAUUUUAAAAAUAUCUAAAAAAAUGCACUUUUCAACGAAGGAAAGAAUUUUGAAAAUCCGCAAACUGUACAUAGGAAUCCGAUUACCGAAUGAUUAGCACGUUUCAUGAUAUUUUUGUAAAUAAGUUUAUUAAUUACAGCGAUUUUCUUAUACAUUAUACAGGGCGUCGCGACACUUAAAUAUUUCUGUUAUUUUCUUGUCCCUCGAAACCGCUAAAUCGUCGCUGAAAUCAAUGUCGUGAUCUAUAAAAAUUCCCUUUUAAAACAGAAUAGAAGUAUUUACCGAUAGUAUCCUAAUGAAGCUGGCUCUUUGCGAUGCUAAAUUUGUUGAAUUUUGCAUUUUGUGAAGGAAUUCGUAAUACUCGCUUAGCAUAUGCGUAUAAUAUCAAAGUUACAAGAUUAAUUUUUUUUAAAAAGCUGUGUAAUAUCAAUUUAUCCGAUACGAACGGAACCAUUGGCGUCGCCAGAAGGGGGCCACUCGAGGGGGAUUAUUUAUAAUCUUUUUUCUCGAUUGUAUAAAAAUAAAUAUAGAUACAUCCUGCUCGCCCCUCUGCCCCAAACGCUGGGGACGCCCAUGUAAUACAUUGUAUGGAUAUUUGUAUGGGAAUUAAAUCAGUCGUGCUUUUGUAAUUUCCAUCAUGAGUACUUAAAAUUAUACACACAGGGCGAUAAAUGUAAAUUGUGCAGCUUGAGGAACCGAAUCAAUAGUCUUUCUUUAUGCAACUUAUCAUGUCCUAGCGUUUGGAUCACCCUGUAUGUACUAAUUUCGAGCAUGACAAUUGCAAAAUAUCCGUAAAUUACAGGGUGGCUCAAAUAAAGCGAAUCUUUUUAGAACGAUAUAAGCAGGGAAUGCCCCGGGAUACGUUUGCAUUUAAUAGCUUGAUAUAGCUCGAGUUUUUUCCAUAAAGAUUCGUACGUUUACGAGAUAUCCUGUUCGCAAUUCUAAACUGAAGUAAAAACUAGUCCUUGGAUUGAAUAUUACUCAGAACUCACGGUGUUAAGACUUGAAUGGAUUUUUCUUAAAUUAAUUUUACUGUGUAAAUGAAGGCUAUAUUUAAACUAUAUUUUUCCUAUGUAUUGUUUAUUUUUUUUGUUCAGGUUAAAUAGAUUAAUAUUAUUUUAAAA
Messenger RNA from Phyllotreta striolata, 4159 nucleotides. The record is from the annotation of a GenBank genome assembly. Lineage: Eukaryota; Metazoa; Arthropoda; Insecta; Coleoptera; Chrysomelidae.